ACGACGUAAAGCAGGCACUAACAAACCGGCAUUUUGUUUGAUCAUGACAAUGAUGGUAUAGAAUGGACAGCCCAACACCAAUACAGAUAGUUCCGAUUCUUUCCCGUCAAGCUCAAACAUACGGACGAGGUCGUAUACCGCUUCAUCUGUUGCUAGAAUGUCAAGUUCUGGACCACCUGAAUCCCUGCAGUAUGCCUUUUAUAUCCCAUGGGUAGGGGCAAAUAUGAGCGCCCUCCUCUAUGGAGGAUUUCUCGUCAUUAGUCUCACCAACUUGCGUCUAUUGUAUAAAAAACGAUACAACCUCUAUCUAGUAUAUACGAUCAUCCUUAUAUCAAUUACAACGAUAUACAUGGGGGUGUCCAUUAACUAUGGUGCACCGCAGCUGAUAUCAAUAAUCUACACAGCUAAUGCUGAGAGUACCUACGAUCUUUCUGUCUGGCCAGAGGUGGUGGUCGGUGCUGCAUUCGUGGUCAAUACGUGGUUUACUGAUGCAUUCCUUCUGUACCGGUGCUAUGUUAUCUGGACAGGGUGGCACUAUGUUGUCACUCUACCGAUUCUUUUCUACCUUGGCAGCAUCGGGAGUUCCAUCGCUUUUCUGUGGUCAUCGGCUCAUCCUGGAUCGGUCUACUCGACCCACGCCGUGCAAGAAUUUGUCAUCCCAUACUGGUCUCUUUCCGUCGCUGUCAAUGUCACUGCAUCGUGUCUCAUAGCCAUCCGCCUCCUCCGUCAUAAAAAGAUGCUUGCUGAAGCUAUCAGCGUGGAGCAUGGUACACCCUACAUCAACAUCAUAGCCAUGACAGUGGAGAGCGCGGCGCUGUAUGCCGUAUUUGCUAUAAUAGCGCUUGUAUUGUUUGUUCUGAACAGCCCACUCACAAACGUGUUCCUCCCUAUGCUUGGAAACAUUCAAGUUAUCGCGCCAAGUUUGAUCAUUUACCGAAUUGCCAGAGGGAUUUCAUUCUCGUCGCAUCACUUUGAUGGUCAUACAACCAGCGAUAUCCGUUUCGCGUCCAAUGAGAACGGCACCGAGAUCGAGACAGCUAAUUCAAGUCUGCCACCCAGGCAUGGUACAAUGAAUCUUCAGCUCAUAGGGCAAACAGAUUCAUCCUUCGCUUCAAAUUCGUAUCCCGAGACAGAAACUAGGAUGGAUAUCUACGUGUUUGAGAUUGUAACAGAGGUAAAUGCAACAGCCCGGGGUAUAAAGGCAGAUAAACUGGACAAAAGAGCUGAUGAUGGGGAUUGCUAUGGGUUGUAA
Molecule: messenger RNA, 1252 nt
Organism: Serpula lacrymans var. lacrymans S7.9
Lineage: Eukaryota; Fungi; Basidiomycota; Agaricomycetes; Boletales; Serpulaceae
Exons: 7
Coding region: 158-1252 (364 amino acids)
Source: RefSeq, a predicted model, not a curated record